CGGGACCUCUGCUUUUCAUAACAACGCCGUGUGUCUUCGCCAAAGAGGACAGUCCCGACCGAGCUCGUACAAUGUGUUACCUGCGCCGAAUUUAUUGAGUAAGACAUGACCCGGGCGACUGUCUGAAAGGGAAUAUUGCAGCCGGUGAAAAUGAAGGGCCUUUAUCUUGUGGAGCCUGUGGUGGCCCUGUACGCUUUCUCCAGUUUUCUCAUAUACCCUCUGGUGCAGCAGUAUGUGUACCGGAGGCUCUGGCAGGACCUGACCAACACCACCUAUCCCAUCGCAGACGACGCCUCGAGAUGUGCAGCGAACGGCAGCAGCAACCAUUCAAGCAAAAAUGAGGAGGUACAAAGACAGGCAUCUCUCUUUUCCCUUUACACAGAGCUCUUCUCCACAGUACCCUCCUUGGUUGUCACUCUCCUGCUUGUGGCUUAUAGUGACAGGGGAGGGCGCAAGAUCACCAUCAUCAUGCCACUGAUUGGCACGUUGAUCUACACCUUGGCCUUCCUGAUCGUGUCCUACUUUGAGCUGAACAUUUACUUGCUCAUUGGCUCCUCGCUUCUCAGUUCGCUGUUUGGCGGCUUGGGCACUUUUUUCGGGGGUUGUUUUGCCUACAUAGCAGACUUGUGUGAGGAUGGUCGUCAGAAGACGCUGCGCAUGGCUGGACUGGACAUGAUGAUUGGCCUGUUGUCUGGGGUGGCUUCGAUAUCAACAGGCUACUUCCUGAGAGCUGCAGGCUUUAACUGGCCUUUCGUAACCUCUGCGCUGUGUCAGUGUUUGAUCCUACUCUAUACAAUUUUCAUCCUAGAAGAGACUGUGAAGAAGACCCCAGCUGAUGCCGCUGUUCUAGAUGGGUCCCCCCAGCCCUCGGCCCUUAAACAGAUGACCUAUGGGGUCUACAAGAUGUUUACAGGUGCCAGCCGCAGGUGUAAAACUGUUUUGGUCCUCCUGUUGCUCAUCUUCACCAGCUUCUCCUUCGCUUAUGUGGGUGGGAUCUCCUUGAUAACACUAUAUGAGCUCAAUGAACCACUGUGCUGGACUGAGAUUUUGAUUGGCUACGGAUCAGCACUGUCCACCACUGUGUUCCUGAUCAGUUUUGUGGGAGUGUUAGCGUUCACAUACUGCGGUGUACCACAGCUGCUCAUCGUGCUGAUCGGGAUCCUAUCUGUCGCAUCAGGCAUGGUCCUGUUGGCAUUUGCUAAGACCACUUUACUGAUGUUUAUAGUGAGGGUGCCAAUGCUUCUGUCUAUCAUGCCUUUCCCUGUUCUGCGCUCAAUGAUGUCAAAGAUCAUCUCAAAGUCUGAGCAGGGAGCCCUGUUUGCCUGUCUUUCCUUUCUGGAUAGUUUAACUAACAAUGUAUCAACUGCAGUCUUCAACAGCAUCUAUGCUGCUACAGUGGCAUGGUACCCUGGCUUCGUCUUCCUGUUGUCUGCAGGACUCUGUGUCAUCCCUUUGUUUGUCCUAGGGGUGGUGGGUCUGAUAGGAGUGGAUGCUGCCACAGAGGUCAAAAAGCUAGAAGCGGAUCCUGCUGAAGAUCAGAACGACAACAGUCCUCUUCUUAGCUGAGCCACGUGAAUUGCCAAAACCUCACCCGCACUUUGUUCAUUUUUUCUUCAGCCCUUUAGUCUAAGAUGCUUUUUUCCAAAAGUAACCUGUACCACUGUCACUGUACCAUAAUAAUGCAGGUUACAGAUUCAUCUCUUAGGUUUUGUUGCCCUGGUAGUUUGUGCUAUUGACCAUGAAUAUUAUGCAGAUAAAACAGGGAGUUUGUAGGAAAACAGGUUCUGAAGCAGUGAAGAUGAUAGCAUAAAUAGGAUAUUGCGAAGGAAUGAUUUAGUGAUAUAAGGUGAUAAGGUCGUCAACUCAGAGUGGUGUGUGAGUAUUCUCAGAUAUUAUUUAUACCUCAAAAUGGCCUGACUGUGACAUUACUAAUAUAUUCCAAAUUAUUUUAUGUGGUUUCUUUAAGUUUCACAGUGUGAUAUCAUUUGCAGUUUCAUGCAGUGUACCAAAUAUGCUAUGUAACACAUAUCUUGUUUACUAUAUAAAGUUGAUAAUAUCUCUCAAACAAAUCUACAACUUUGAUGCAUCUCAUUCACUAAAACCCAAUUUAAGUGUUGUAAAGAUAAACAAAAUGAUGGCAUAAAUUCUUCUCACCACAAUACAUAAUGUUCUCAUGCGGUGAAGGGAAUCCUGCUUUGCUUGGCAAGAUAUGUUACUGUAAACCAUUUGACACCAAUUCGUGCCCAUUUUAUUAGGGUGUCUGUAAAGUCAUGGAUGCUGGGCUUGGUUCCUAUUUGAACCUGCGUUAUGGGUCACAGUACUAGUGUGUUUGAAUAGGUCUAUAUCCAAGGAAAAGAAUAAACUGAUUUAAAUUCCCAUGCAGGUUAGGAACAGAACUGUUUAAGUGAUGCUGUAUUUUUGUAUAUUGACCUCUAGAUGCCACUCUUGGUCCAGGCAAACAGGCGCAUUGGCAUGCCGUACACCGACAUCAUCAUCAGCCAACACCCUAGACUUAGAGUAUAUUGUAUAACACUAUUGUUAAGCUUUCUUUAAUUUUUUUUUUUAUGUUUUAUGUUGCUUUUUAAAUCAUGCAAUUCCUCAAAGGAGACAAAUGUUUCUCAGUAAGUAUAAAUCUCCUAUAUGUAUAGAUUCCUUUUCAUUAUAGAUGCUGAAGCGUAGAUUGUAAAGAUUCUCUGUAUUUUCAGUGGUUACAAAGGGACUAUUAACGACUCUACGUUCAACCCCAGCAUACCAUAUAUUCUGAGCAGAAUAUAAAUCGCCUAGUGCAAUUAAUAUACCUGAAAUUAUGUUGGUUAUCAAUUAAUGUUGAUUAAAGUCAACCUGAAAAAAAAAUUU
Messenger RNA from Xiphias gladius (swordfish), 2856 nucleotides. It is a transcript of the gene slc46a3, whose product is annotated as solute carrier family 46 member 3. Gene Ontology annotation, cellular component: lysosomal membrane. Gene Ontology annotation, biological process: vacuolar transmembrane transport. Lineage: Eukaryota; Metazoa; Chordata; Actinopteri; Istiophoriformes; Xiphiidae. The coding region runs from base 151 to 1566 and encodes 471 amino acids. The transcript is spliced from 6 exons. The record is from RefSeq and is a predicted model, not a curated record. Gene Ontology annotation, molecular function: transmembrane transporter activity.